This is a messenger RNA of Python bivittatus (Burmese python), 3616 nucleotides long. The record is from RefSeq and is a predicted model, not a curated record. NCBI's taxonomy places the organism in Eukaryota, Metazoa, Chordata, Lepidosauria, Squamata, Pythonidae.
ACUUGUUCUCUUUCCUCCUCUUCCACUUGCAGGGGAAUGGACCUCUUGGUUCAACGUGGACCAUCCUGGAGGCGAAGGGGAUUUCGAGACGCUGAAGGCCAUCCAGUUCUACUACCGUGAGCGUGUCUGUGCCCGGCCCCUGUCUAUCCAGGCCCGCACCACCGAGUGGGAGCUCCCCGAAGAAGUGGGGGAAGUUGUGCGCUACAGCCCCCAAGAAGGCUUCUACUGCCUCAACCAAGAGCAGCCUGGCAACAAGAGCUGCUCCAACUAUCAUGUUCGAUUCCUCUGCCCUGUAGAUCCUGUGGAGAGGUUGGGUUGGUCAGGUUGGUCUUCCUGGAGCGCCUGUUCCCAAACAGCAUGUGGCCUUAGUGGCAUCCAGACCAGACACCGAACCUGUUUGAAGCACUCUGAGCCAGUGCUGGGGCAGCUGCCGGAAUGUCCUGGGAAAUCCAUGGAACGUCGGACCUGCAGAUCUGAACCUUGCCAAGAACUCAAAUGGAGCCAUUGGGGGGCCUGGAGUCCUUGCUCAAAAACAUGUGGCAGUGGCGGGAAGCAAGUGCGUCGUCGAAGUUGCCAAAAAACUAAGCACACACAUUGUGUUGGGCGUCCCUUGGAGGUACAGACAUGCUCCUACAUACCUUGUCCAGCUUGCCAGCUCAGCUGCGCCACUGGCAUCCCCAACAAGGACUGUACGCGCUGCAUUUGUCCCAACCACACACUCUUGGGCACUGUACGGGUGGCAAAUGGGUUGGCCCUUGCCAGUGCCCAGAUAUCCCUCCCAGACCAACCUCUAGCCCCCUUGACCCAAAGCAAUCGUAGGGGUCAGUUCACCAUCCGUGGCAUCUGUGCUGGAAAUAGCACCAACAUCACUGCUAAGCUCGAGCGCUUUGCACCAGGUAGUGCCUCAACAGCCAUCAGUGGCUCUGGGACCUUUUCGGUGGAGAUUGUACUCCACAGACUCGAACAACUUUAUAUGGUGACCAAUCCUGAAUCAAAAGCGAGGAUGGUUGGAGAAAAAGUGAGGUUCUGCUGCAGUGCCCAAGGCACCCCUGAACCCCAAAAAUAUUACUGGUAUCAUAAUGGAACGCUCCUGAACUGGGAAGCAUACAAUUAUAGCAACAGCUUGGUGCUACGUGACUUGGAGACUCACCAAGCUGGCUCAUACCACUGCAAAGCCAGCAAUGACCACAGUUCAAUCAAAUCUUCCGUUGCCCAUUUGACAGUGAUAAGUCCAGAUGUUCCAGCAUGUACAGCCCAACCAGAAGAAUACCUCAUAAAACUCCCUGAUGAUUGUUUCCAAGAGGCAACAGGUUCCUACUUUUACAAUGUUGGCCAUUGCCCCAGUACCCGGUGUGCUGGAAACUCUGAAGAUGGCCUGCAGUGCCAAGAUGCUACGCAGCACUGUUGUGGAACAGUACGCAUGGAAGUGCGAGAGGUCCAUUGCAUUGGUUACAUCCUUCCCAUUAAAGUGGUUGCAGAGUGUGGUUGUACCACCUGUACUAGGCCCAAAGUCCUGGUCCAGGGCAAAGCAUCAGCAGCUGAUGAUGGUGAACCCCUCCGCUUUGGUGAGAUCUAUCUAGGUGCAGAGAAAAUUGGCUUCACUGGUUAUAAAGGCACGUUCACUAUAGAGAUGCCACCCAACACAAAGAGACUUGUGGUCAGGUUUGUGGAUCGGAUGCAGAAAUUUGUAGAUGCUGUCAAGGUUUUCCCAUUUGACCAACGUGGUGGGGCUGUCUACCAGGAUGUCAAAUUGAUGAGGAAGAAGAAGCCCAUUGACUUGGCAUCAACGGAGACUAAUAUCAUUCCACUGGGAGAAGUACCUGGAGAAGACCCUAUUGGAGAGAUAAUUAUCCCACCUGGAUCUUUCUUCAAACCUGAUGGACAAGUCUACAAUGGGACCGUCAAGGCAAGCAUUACUUUUGUAGACCCACGUGACAUUGGUACUGUGAGCACUGCCUCCAGUGACCUGAAUUUCAUCAAUGCAGAAGGCGAUCUCUUUCCUCUCAGAACAUAUGGCAUGUUUUCAAUGGAUUUUUGGGAAGAAGAGACACACCAGAGCUUAGAAAUCGGGCGUGUGGAGGUAAAGAUGGAUGCAGACCUCAUCAAAACUCUUGAACAUGCAGAGAAAAUGAAACUCUGGUCCCUCAAUCCUAUAACAGGCCUGUGGGAGGAAGAAGCAUCCCUCAAGUUGGCCAACAAGAAACGCAAGAAACGUGAAGAGAGAGCCUUUUUGAUUGGCAACUUGGAAGUCCGGGAAAGGCGCCUAUUUAAUCUGGAUGUUGCAGAAAACCGCCGCUGCUUUGUGAAAAUCCGGACAUACAUCAAUGAAAAGUUCAAUCCUAGUGAGCAGCUGGAAGGAGUUGUUGUUACUCUUGUCAAUCUUGAGCCCAGACCUGGUUAUCCUUCUAACCCUCAGGCCUGGGGUCGAUUUGAUAGUGUGGUGACGGGUCCCAAUGGUGCAUGCUUACCUGCUUUCUGUGACAGCCAGAGGGCCGAUGCCUACACAGCUUAUGUCACAGCAACCAUAGGAGGAGAGGAGUUGGAGGCUGUGCCUUCGAGCCCAACGCUCAACCCUCGUGCUGUGGGCGUUUCUCAGCCUUACCUCAAUAAGCUUGGCUACCAGCGAACCGACCAUGAGGACCCUGCGCUAAGGAAGACAGCCUUCAAGAUCAACCUCGCCAAACCCAACCAGAACAAUAUUGAUGAGACCAAUGGGCCCAUUUAUGCCUAUCGGAACCUGAAGGACUGUGAUCAGGCACCUGUCACAGCCAACCAUUUCCGAUUUUACCGAGGGGAGGAGGACAAGUAUGAAUAUAACGUUGUGCCUUUUAAAGAGAGUGACCUGACCAGCUGGACAGGAGACUACCUCUCCUGGUGGCCUAACCCUCAAGAAUUCCGGGCCUGCUAUAUCAAAGUGAAGAUUAAUGGGCCUCAAGAAUACAUGGUGAGGUCACGAAAUGUGGGUGGCAGUCAUCCAAGGACUCGGGGACAACUGUAUGGCAUAAGGGAUUCCCGUAGCAUCCGGGACCUUAACAUAUACAACAGCUCAGCAGCCUGCGUUGAAUUCAAAUGCAGUGGGAUGUUGUUUGACCAAGGAAUGGUGGACAGGACUGUAGUAUCUAUCAUCCCGCAAGGGAGCUGCCGCCAUACUGCUGUCAACAGCUACUUGAGGGAGUAUCUAAAUCGUCACCCACCUGUAGUAGAAAAUAAUGACACUUUGGCCUUCACCAUGUUGGCGCCAGUGGAUCCACUGGGCCACAACUAUGGCAUCUACACCGUGACUGACCAGAAUCCACACCUUGCCAAGGAGAUUGCAAUUGGGCGCUGCUUUGCUGGCACCUCAGAUGGCUUUUCGCGUGAGAUGAAGUCUGAUCAGGGCACGGCUGUGACUUUUACCUGUCAUGAAAAGCCAGUGGGGACAAAGAGCUUCUUUCAACGCCUGCUCGAAUCCCCAUCCCAGACGCUGACCGAGAUCCGCCGUGAGAUGAGAGGCAAUGAACAACUCCGGGGCCCUUCUCAAGUGGUGGCUUACCCGUCUGGAUUACGGACCAUGUUUUCUACACAGCGCCGUCCGAGCCGCCGAAGAAGGGUGGGCACUUCUCCAGUCCAACAGUGA